AUGAAGCGCUUUGAUUUACAGAAUUGGCCAGGUAUCAGAGAUGUUUUACGAGAUAUCCGACAUCAUGUGGAUACCUAUGCUAAGGAAAGCCCGGUUGCUAAAGACAAACAAAUCGUUCUCUAUGCAUCGCGUGAUAAUGCUCAGGAGGAUGAAAAGAAAGCACUGGUGGCGAGUGGACUGAAUUCGGUGAUCAAUUAUGAACUGGGCAAUAUUGGUAAAGAUAACAAAAUUUGCCAUCAUGCGGAGGGAAACGUGGCUGGAUGUGUCCAUGAAAUUUUGUCCGAUGUUGUACUCUUCCAUACAACAAAUGAUGUACCGGCUAUGUGGGAGUUUGGUAAUCCGCACUUGUCCAGGAUUGCUUCUCGUGUUCAGUCACAGCAGCAAGCUGAAUUGCUAACAAUGGUACAGUUGUUGCUACCGGGCACUAACAGUAUAUAUUAUGGUGAAGAAAUUGGAAUGCUCGAUUUGCCGCCAGAGCAACUGACACAUAAUACAGUAUGCUAUCCCUUUGUAUCCCUCCCUAUAAGCUAUCACUGA
Molecule: messenger RNA, 537 nt
Organism: Gongylonema pulchrum
Lineage: Eukaryota; Metazoa; Nematoda; Chromadorea; Rhabditida; Gongylonematidae
Source: the annotation of a GenBank genome assembly